AUGCUCACCUACCUCGAGUUCAACGGCUGGCUGUGGGAGCUGCCCGACGGCUUCCGCGUCCUCGUCGACCCCAUCCUCGUCGGCAACCUCAACUUCGGCAUCCCCUGGCUCUUCGACGCCACCAAGAAGAGCCUCCCCAAGUCCCAGCCAAACGCCGGCGUCCUCACCAGCGUCGACCUGCUGCUCAUCACCCAGAGCCUGGACGACCACUGCCACCUCCACACCCUCACCCAGCUCGCCGCCAUCCGCCCCGGCCUCCCCAUCAUUGCCACGCCCAACGCGCGCGCAAUCCUCUCCGCCCUCCCCUUCACCCACGUCACCUACCUCGAGCCCGGCCAGUCCACCACCGCCGCCGCCGUCACCGUGCUCGCCACCGCCGGCCCCGUGCUCGGCCCGCCGUGGCAGCGCCCCGAGAACGGCUACAUCGUCACCACCGCCGCCGCUGGGAAAACAGAAAUUGAACGGGCAGAGGAUGCAGGAGGAAGGGGGAGGGGAAGCAGAGGGGCGGUGGCUAGGCUGGUCGUCGCCAGCGGCGACUACAUCGUCGUCAUCAUUGUUGUCGUCGACGAUGUCAUGCUUCUCUCCUCCGACACGGGAUACUCCAACUCCGAGUCGGCGGGAUCCUCCUCCCCCUCCAUGCUCUCCACGAUAGGGUCGUCGAAAGUGUCGUCGGGAAUGGGGGCGGCCAGAGCUCACCCGAAUCGUCGCUAG
Triticum aestivum (bread wheat) is the source of this 711-nucleotide messenger RNA. RefSeq lists its product as uncharacterized. The record is from RefSeq and is a predicted model, not a curated record. Bases 1 to 711 code for a protein of 236 amino acids. NCBI's taxonomy places the organism in Eukaryota, Viridiplantae, Streptophyta, Magnoliopsida, Poales, Poaceae. The transcript is spliced from 2 exons.